AACUUCUUCACACACGCCAACAUGAAACGAAAAUUGGACGCUAACGAUGUCCCUGUACCUGCGGAGGAGGUUGGAGGACAGAGAGAGGAGAAUACGUUUGCCACUCUAGGGCUGGAAACUCGACUUCUCCAGGGAAUCACCAAGCUAAACUUUAGGACGCCCACCCCGGUGCAAAACAAAGCAAUCCCCUUAGCAUUGGAAGGCCGUGAUAUUCUGGCGAGAGCGAAGACUGGAUCUGGAAAGACGGCUGCGUAUCUGCUGCCAAUCUUGCAUUCAAUUCUGAAGCACAAACAGACCAACUCUACCCCGCGCACAUCUGCCCUCGUUCUCGUCCCAACCCGCGAGCUCGCCGAGCAAGUCUACAAAGCAGUCGAAUCCUUUUCUGCCUUCUGUGCAAAGGAUGUACGGGCGGUCAACCUCACACACAAAGUUUCCGACGCUGUGCUACGGUCUCUCCUCGCAGAUUCCCCCGAUAUUGUCAUAGCGACUCCUGCUCGAGCAUCGGCCAAUCUGAAUAGCUCAGCUCUUUCCUUAGACAAUUUGGCACACCUGGUUAUCGACGAGGCCGACCUUGUUCUCUCAUAUGGCUAUGAUAACGACCUGCAGAAUGUGGCUAAGAUUAUGCCGAAGGGUGUGCAGACAAUACUGAUGAGUGCGACGUUAACAAGUGAAGUCGAGACUCUGAAGGGACUUUUCUGCCGAAAUCCUGUUGUGCUUGAGUUGGAGGAAGGUGAAAUCGACGGGGAAGGCAUCAGCCAAUAUGUCAUGAAAUGUGCAGAAGACGAGAAGUUCCUGCUGGUGUACGUCAUAUUUAAGCUGAAGCUUAUCAAGGGCAAAUGUAUCAUAUUCGUGGCCGGUAUUGACAGAUGCUAUCGGUUGAAGUUAUUCCUGGAGCAAUUUGGGACCAAGAGCUGUAUUCUCAACUCCGAGUUACCGGUCAAUUCCAGGAUACACGUUGUUGAGGAGUUCAAUAAGAACGUUUACGAUAUCAUAAUCGCCUCCGACGAACACGAGGUUUUAGGAGACGAAGAUAGUGCAGAGACAGAAGGGAUAGAGGUUAGUGCUGCUACCAACGACGGAGAAAAGGAAGGUGCGAAGAAGGAGCCAAAGAAAUCCUCAAGGAAGAAGCGAAAGGUUGUGAAAAAGGACAAGGAAUACGGAGUUUCGCGAGGGAUCGAUUUCAAGAACGUCGCAUGCGUUCUCAACUUCGAUUUGCCAAUCUCUUCGAAAUCGUAUACCCACCGAAUUGGUCGAACUGCGCGGGCUGGGCAGACUGGAAUGGCCCUCUCUUUCGUUGUCCCGACAGAAUUGUAUCGAAAACACAAGCCUACGAGCAUUGAAUCCACAAAAGACGACGAGAAGGUCCUGGCCAAGGUCGUGAAGCACCAGGCAAAGAAAGGGAAAGAGGUGCAACCCUUCAAAUUUGAUAUGAAGCAAGUGGAAGCAUUUCGCUAUCGUAUGAAUGACGCUCUACGUGCUGUGACAGGAGUCGCAAUUCGGGAAGCUAGGACAAGAGAGUUAAGGCAGGAGUUGAUGAAGAGCGAGAAGCUGAAGAGACACUUUGAAGAGAAUCCUGGAGACCUGCACCAUCUUCGACAUGAUGGAGAGUUGCGACCUGCGAGAGUCCAAUCACAUCUGAAGCAUGUACCGGAUUACCUACUGCCGAAAGAGGGGAAAAAGGGACUUACGCCAACCGAUCUCGGGUUUGUGGGCAUGCGAAAGACCACAGAGAAUCGCAUUAGAAAGUCUAGAUUGGCCAAUAAAGUGAAGGGUAAAGGCAAGAAAGCGACUGGCCGGAAGACGGACCCUUUGAAAACUUUCAAGGCCAAGUCUCGAGCUUUGUAGCAUGAGAAUAAAUGAGAUGAAUCUUUCUCCUCCAAGCCGUGUGGCCCUAGGAAUUGGCAGAUGAACCG
Molecule: messenger RNA, 1913 nt
Organism: Hyaloscypha bicolor E
Lineage: Eukaryota; Fungi; Ascomycota; Leotiomycetes; Helotiales; Hyaloscyphaceae
Product: DEAD-domain-containing protein
Exons: 3
Coding region: 22-1845 (607 amino acids)
Cellular component (GO): nucleolus
Molecular function (GO): nucleic acid binding; ATP binding; RNA helicase activity
Source: RefSeq, a predicted model, not a curated record